Messenger RNA from Exserohilum turcica Et28A, 1557 nucleotides. RefSeq lists its product as uncharacterized. The record is from RefSeq and is a predicted model, not a curated record. The coding region runs from base 1 to 1557 and encodes 518 amino acids. The transcript is spliced from 2 exons. Lineage: Eukaryota; Fungi; Ascomycota; Dothideomycetes; Pleosporales; Pleosporaceae. Gene Ontology annotation, molecular function: monooxygenase activity; oxidoreductase activity, acting on paired donors, with incorporation or reduction of molecular oxygen; heme binding.
AUGGACGAACAAACUGGCGUCUCCCAAGGCCUAAAGUCGGCCUUCUCCUUUACGAGCAUAGCGUGGCUUGCCGUGCUCUGGAUCGGCUACCGCAUCGCUGUUGCGCUUUACAACAUCUCGCCGCUCCACCCUCUCUCCAAGUUUCCUGGUCCCAAGAUUGCCGCAGUCAGCUACCUCUACGAAGCCUACUAUGACUGGUGGCUCCUCGGACGUUAUGGAAAGGUCAUGGCGCGCAUGCAUGAGCAAUAUGGCCCUAUUGUACGCAUCAACCCAGACGAAUUGCACUGCUCUGACCCCGCCUUCACGGAUGAGAUCUAUGCUGGACCUGGACGCUCGCGGGACAAAUGGCAGCACCAACUGAACACUGGUGGUGCUGGGCCUGUCUCGGUUACUGGAUUCUCGACGGUUAAUCACGACCUGCAUCGCGCGCGCAGGGCGCCACUGAACAAGUUCUUCUCGCGCCAGCAGAUGCUGAAGCUAGAAGGCGAAGUGCACGACUUUGCAUCCAUGGUGGCAAACAAGAUGCUCAAAUCAGCGGGCAAGGGUGCUUUUGACGUCAAGGAGGCCUUCAACUGCUACACAGCCGAUGUCAUUUCGCAGUAUGCUUUUGGUGAGCCCAUGGGAUUUGUGGCGCAAGAGAGCUGGGAACCCAACUUUGCGACAUGGGUCAAGUCGUUUUUCAACAGCGCCUACAUGAUGCGACACAAUGCGCUGGGCCGGAAAAUGGCCCAGGUGCUUCCAUUCAUGGCGGAUUAUCUGGGCGAGGACAUCAAGGCUGUCAUGAAUGUCAUGAACGUGACUAUCCCGCAGUACAUUGCGCAGGCUCUGCGCAACCCGGAAAACGGACGUGUCUUUGCCGAAGUCAUGGGCAAAGACAAGUCCAUGUCGGAAGAAGAGAAGUACCGGUAUAACGGAGAAGGAUUCAACUUCUUGCUUGCAGGCACUGAGACGACUGCUGCCAUUCUUACCGUCUUCACCUACUGGGCCCUUGCCAAGCCCGAAGUCUACCGACGCCUGCAAUCCGACCUCGCACAAGCGGGCAUCAACUCACAGAACCUGAAAUGGGUCGAACUGGAGAAGGUGCCGUAUUUCUGGGCCGUUUUGCAGGAGUGUCUGCGCAUGAUGCCUGGUGUAUCUCACCGGUCGGCCAGGAUUGCGCGCGAAGAGGAUUUGCAUUACGUUUCGGCAGACGGCAAGAGCGACUGGGUGAUUCCCAGGGGCACGCCCAUCGGCAUGACGUCCAUGAUCAACCACUGGAACACUGAUCUGUUUCCCGAGCCCGACGAGUUCCGGCCUGAGCGUUGGUUGCUGGAGGACGGCACGCAAAACUACGCGCUGCAGAAGAAGCUGAUUGCGUUUGGAAAGGGCAGUCGCAGCUGCAUUGGCGAGCAGCUGGCGUACUGCGAGCUGUACGUUAUGGGGGCGUACAUGGUGCUGGAUGUUCUGCCGCGGGCGAAGCUGGUGGACACGACAAAGGAGGAUAUCUGGUAUGACCACGACCUGAUUGUGGCGCAGACGACCAAGGGGUCUAUUUCGGUUCGGAUUGCUGUCGCGUAG